Argentina anserina (silverweed cinquefoil) is the source of this 1564-nucleotide messenger RNA. RefSeq names its product cysteine synthase 2. Bases 48 to 1313 code for a protein of 421 amino acids. The record is from RefSeq and is a predicted model, not a curated record. The transcript has 6 exons. NCBI's taxonomy places the organism in Eukaryota, Viridiplantae, Streptophyta, Magnoliopsida, Rosales, Rosaceae. Gene Ontology annotation, cellular component: cytoplasm.
CUAACACUUUUCUGUUCUGGCGGUGUGUUUUAGUUCGAACCGCCGGAAUGACGCCUGUGAGAAUUACAGGCGCUGUGGUCGCUGCAGUCUCAGUUACCAUGGCCUUCCUCUCUCUAGUCCUCUACAACUCCAAGAAACCCAAAAACACCUCCUUACCCUCGACCAAAACUCCCAGGAAUGGCCUCGUUGGAGCCAUUGGCAACACCCCUCUCAUUCGCAUCAACAGCCUCUCUGACGCCACUGGCUGUGAAAUUUUUGGCAAGUGUGAGUUUCUGAACCCAGGGGGGAGUGUCAAAGAUAGAGUUGCUGUGAAGAUCAUUGAAGAGGCUUUGGAAUCUGGAGACCUUGCUCCAGGUGGAGUAGUCACUGAGGGUAGUGCUGGAAGCACAGCUAUUAGCCUUGGUACAGUUGCUCCUGCUUAUGGCUGCAAAUGUCAUGUGGUUAUACCAGAUGAUGCUGCUAUUGAGAAGUCUCAGAUACUUGAAGCCCUCGGAGCCACUGUUGAGAGGGUAAGGCCAGUUUCAAUCACACACACGGAUCACUUUGUCAACAUUGCUAGGAGACGGGCCUCAGAAGCAAAUGAAUUAGCCUCAAUGCAUAGAAAAGAAGAACAAAAGAAUGGAAAAGCCCUUGAUCAAGUUAAUGGUUUCCAUUAUGAUGAAGAGAAACAAUUGUUUCCUAGGAGUUGUCCGGGUGGAUAUUUUGCUGAUCAAUUUGAAAACUUGGCAAACUUUCGGGCACACUAUGAGGGUACUGGGCCUGAGAUUUGGCAGCAGACUGGAGGAAAUGUAGAUGCAUUUGUAGCGGCAGCAGGAACGGGUGGUACUAUCGCUGGUGCUUCCAAGUUUCUACAGGAAAGGAAUCCAAACAUCAAAUGCUUCCUGAUAGAUCCUCCUGGUUCUGGUUUAUUUAAUAAAAUUACUAGGGGAGUGAUGUACACCAAAGAGGAGGCAGAAGGGCGAAGGCUAAAGAAUCCAUUUGACACGAUAACUGAAGGAAUUGGAAUCAAUAGACUGACAAAGAAUUUUUUGAUGGCAAAGCUUGAUGGGGCUUUCCGAGGCACAGAUAAAGAAGCAGUUGAAAUGUCCAGGUUUCUGAUGAAAAAAGAUGGGCUCUUCUUAGGGAGUUCUUCAGCUAUGAAUUGUGUUGGAGCAGUUCGAGUGGCGCAGUCACUUGGUCCUGGUCACACUAUUGUUACCAUAUUGUGUGACAGUGGGAUGAGACAUCUAAGCAAAUUUUACAAUGCUGAGUAUCUGUCUAAGCUUGAUUUAACACCCACUGCUUGCGGAUUAGAGUUCAUGGGUUUUGGAUAAGAGGCUGCAAUGCCUCAGCAAUUUUCAUUUUCUCUCUCUAAAUUAUUUUUCCCAAAGGUAGUGCAGUAGCUAAGUGAUCUGACAUGUGAACUCUUGGCUGUUGGCCAAAGACAACAGGGAUAUACAGCGUAGGUACUGUGAAAUUUUCCGUAAGAGUAUAGAGUUACCCUCAGUACGUUAUUUUCUGAUGCAAACUUUGCUUGCACAUUGUUUUGGUUUUAGAUUCAAAAUGGCAUUGAGCUCUCCAAUGA